Messenger RNA from Chaetomium globosum CBS 148.51, 591 nucleotides. RefSeq lists its product as uncharacterized. The transcript is spliced from 2 exons. Gene Ontology annotation, biological process: phosphatidylcholine biosynthetic process. The record is from RefSeq and is a predicted model, not a curated record. Bases 1 to 591 code for a protein of 196 amino acids. Gene Ontology annotation, molecular function: S-adenosylmethionine-dependent methyltransferase activity. NCBI's taxonomy places the organism in Eukaryota, Fungi, Ascomycota, Sordariomycetes, Sordariales, Chaetomiaceae.
AUGUCUCUUCCCACCACCCUCGCCGAGCUGGUCGAGCUCGUCGACUUCAACCAGCAGAGCCUCUUCAAAUACCGGACCAAGUUUCUCAGCCGCGCCCUCGGUGGCAACUACCGGGCAUGCUACGCCCUCGCCGUGACCAUCUUCUCGCUCGGCCUGUUCCGUGACUUCCUCUUCGAGCGUGCCCUGCGCGACCAGCCCUCGCAUCCCGCCCUCGAAGGGCCCCUUGUGAACUACGCCGCCUAUGCGUUGCUGGCCAUCGGAAACCUCUUCGUCAUCUCCUCUACGUGGCAGCUGGGCAUUACGGGAACCUUCCUGGGCGACUACUGUGGCAUCCUCAUGGAUGACAUCGUAACGGGCUUUCCCUUCAACGUCACCAACGCCCCGAUGUACUAUGGCGCGACCAUGAGCUUUUUGGGCACUGCCCUGCUCUACGGGAAGCCGGCCGGCAUCCUCUUGACCCUGCACGUACUGAUCGUGUACCUAGUCGCCAUCCAAUUCGAGAACCCUUUCACCGCAGGCAUCUACGCCAAGCGCGACAAGGAGAGGGCCAAGGCCGCCGGGAAGCCGUACGAGGGCAAGAAGGAGCUCUAA